AUAUUCAUUCAAUAAAAAUUCAAGUGGACGUGGUUAAGAAUCUUCUUGAUAUAUAGAAACCAAGAAAGAAAGGAAAACGUCAACACAAAAUCCAUUCAAGUUGAAAAUCUCAACAUAACCACAUUUUAUUUAAGAAAAAAAAAAAAAACAAGAAAAAAGAAAAAUAAAUGCAAAGAUAUACCUACAUUUCAUUAUAAGCCGUGUAUACAUACCUAGUGUAUUAUAUUAUUAUUAAGAAUAUCCUUGUUUGCUAACGUAUUUCUUUGCUUAGUUACUAAUUUAUUUUAAUUCUAAUGUGUGUGUUUUUAGUGCGAGUUUUCAAAACUUGUAGACAAAAUUAUACUAUUUUCGGUCAUUCAUCAUCAUCAUAACCGGAUGUAGGAAAUUUUUCCCAAUGUAAAGGAAUCAAAAACGAAACAAACUUUAACCAGAACAACAUCACAAACAACGAUAAAUAAAAAUUAAUCCAUUUGUAAAUGAUGAUAGAAACGCCAUAAUUUUGUAUCAAAACCUAUCUAUUGAUAUACCGACGAAUAAGAAGAAAACACGGCUAAAAUAAGAUUUGAAACACACAAUAAAAAGAGUCACCUGCAAUCAAAAUCACCGUCACCAUCAGCGUCAUCGUCACUGUCACCGUCAAACCACAGUCAAGCCCCCCGAUUUCUAAUGAGUACCACAACCACAGCAACGUCAUCGUUGCUGCUACUGCAAGUUAAAAAAGAACAACAAAACCAUCACUCGACAUGACCGCGAGGAGGAGGCAAAAAGCACAAAGAUAGCCAAAGCAAACUAACAACAAAAACACACGCGUCCGAUCCAAUAAGAAAAAUAAAAAUCCAAAAGAAAAAGCAGGAAAUUAAAACGGGAAAUCAUCACCAUUAUUGUCAGUUCACCUGGAAAACCCUAUAGAUAUUUCCCCCCUCGUUACAUACGAUACGACUCGACUACACCUUCAUCAUCAUCAUCAGCAAACCAUUGGAUAUUUACAGCACAGCACAACGUAGGACUUUGCAACACCAACGCUGCCAUUCACCAUAAAUAAUUCGCAAUCAAGUUGCAAACUUAACGAACAAACAUAAAAAUACAAAAAUAAAAACAAGUUUAAACUGAAACUGUAACAAAUCGAAGAGUGUGUUCCAAAAGUAUCUCUAUACUCUAUAUCCGUCCAAGAGUUGCUUGCAACAAGCCGAACAACUUUAUGAUGCGCGCGUUCUGCAUCUCAUCAGACUGUCGUCAUGGUUUUCAUAUGUAGUCACCGUCAUUGCAUAUCCCAGCUCGAGCACGGCCACGGCAUCGGCCGGUUCUUCAAAUAAUCCUCCCCUAUAGAGAACGAGGAGACCAUCAGCAUCAUCAUUCGCAUGACAAAGCAUGCGGUUAGUUCCAAUUGCACCAAACGGAGGCAGCAACUAGAAUUUGAAAACAACUGCAACAACAAAAAGACUUAUCCAACUAGCUCUAUCAUAUACAAGCUACGACCAACUACGCUACGACGACGGACGACACGAAGAGCACCACGACCGAACGUCGACGUUCAUCAAGAGGCGGUCGAUGGUGUAGAAACAAGUUCACAGUCUAUCGCCAGUUACAGAACCAAUUUAGACGCAAUCGCGAACGGUCGUGCCACAAUAAUCUAACCAGACCUCUAUCGUGAAAUACGAGUUCGAAUCCGCGCAACUACCGAAUAUGUGACGGGACAGCGGGCGUCCGAUCCGAUACCGCGCAGGUCCUUCCCUAUCUAUAGCUUCUCUUCUCUACUUCUAAAACAACCAACGAUACCUGUCACGGUCUAAGUGGCGAUAAUGUCGUGGUCGCGUCUCUCGAACUAUUUUCUUCUAAAGAAAAAUAAACUAGUGAAUUAACGGUACAUUAUUCUGUCGAUCGGAUUGCAGAAUACCACAACGUCAUCAUUAUCAUCAUCGUCAUCUUCAUCAAUUCACAUCUGUGCAACUUUUAAUUAAUUUGUUUGGAACUGACUGAGCAUCUCAUGCGCAGAGCAGCGCAGAAGAAUUAUUUCCGUCAACUGUUUUACAGCUGAUCGAGCUGACAUAGUGUCGUAGUGAUCGUGAAUAUACCUCAAAAUCAACCCGGGCGCCAAUUCUUCUUUGUUGUUGCUUUUUUUGAACAUUUAAAAUUCGGCUAAAGACAUUUGUUAUCCGCUCCCUGGUUGUCUAGGUUUCUAUAACAUGUCCCCCAAUAACAAAUCGGAAAACGUGUAGGUUUGUGGGAUGAUUUUACUGUUAAAUGAUGUGCCGUGACGUCAGAAUGUUUCUACAACAAACUGCCAAACAAAUUAAUUUGAUACUAUUUAAUGUUUCUAAUCGAUAGAAAACAACCUUUCGAAUCAUGAAAAGUGCGCGAAUUCAAUAAUAGCUCAAUGCCCAUAAUAUCAACGAUGACGACGCGAGUGUAAAGACAAAAAUAAACAUUCUACAUAAAUAUAACGGUGUAUUAAUAUAACGAAGGGAACUUUUCGAUUUCUGUUUAUAAAUAUGUAUCCUUGGCGCAAAUAACAAUAAUUUAAGAAUUCAAACAAAGUUUAAUAAAAACAAACCAACUUGUGUUCUCGUUGGAAACAGUUCAAUUUUAAAAUAACAUCAUAAAAGUAGCUUGUUUAAUUUAUUCGAUAAAGAAAAAGUAUUUUAUCGUUAAGUUUGUUGUUGUGAAGUUUAUACAAAAUUAAGUGAAGUGUCAACUGGGAAUAGGUUUCAUCAUUUUUAUCAUACAAAUUUAUUAUCUGGCCAGACAGACUUACGAAGGCGCGAAAGUGGUAUAUUCAAAAUGUCAUUGAAGAAGGAAUCACCAUCGGAUGUACUUUUGCAUUUGGCAGCAUUACGGGGUGAUGAUAUCACCUUGAGACGAGUUCUUGACAGUGGCAAGGUGCAUGUUGACUGCAAAGACGAGGAUGGUACAACUCCACUAAUUUUAGCUGCUGCUGGUGGACAUUGUCCAUGUGUUGUUGAACUUCUUGAACAAGGCGCUGACCCUAAUUCAAAACGAGCAACAGGAACUACCCCACUAUUUUUUGCUGCUCAAGGUGGACACUUGGAAAUCGUGAAAAUUUUAGUAAAAGCUGGAGCAACAAUUGAUUGUCCAUCAGUUGACGGUGGUACUCCUCUUUUUGUAGCUUGUCAAGGUGGCCAUGUUAAACUUGUCAAAGAAUUAAUCGAAUACGGAGCGAAUGUAAAUGCUUGUAUGAAAGAUCGUGCAUCACCUGUUUUUAUAUCAUCACAAAAUGGCCAUCGAACGGUGUUGCUCCUUCUUUUGUCAGCUGGCGCCCAACCUGAUACCAAACGAAUAGAUGGCGCAACACCACUUUGGAUAGCCUCACAAAUGGGUCACGAUCACAUUUGUAAGGUUCUACUUCAAAAUGGUGCUGAUGUUGAUGCUGUACGUUGUGAUGGAGCAACGCCAUUAUUUAAAGCAGCACAUAAAGGUCAUAUGGCUGUAACGACUGAAUUACUAAAAUAUCGACCAAAUUUGGGUUUGUUACCGAAUGGAGAAACUGCUCUUCAUGCAGCAGCUAUGUUUGGUCAUUUGACAGUUGUCAAACAAUUAGUCGCUGCUGGUAGUGACAUCUUACAGAAAAAUCAAGAAGGCCUUACUGCGUUACAAGUUGCAAAGAAACAACACUUUGUUACAAUUAGUGAUUAUUUACAAGAUCGCCUUCGUUCUAUUAUAGGAAGAAACUAAACAUAGAAAUAUAUUUAAUUUAAAAUAAAUAUAAAUACUACGUCCAUUUUCAUAUUUAUUAUAUAUAUUUUAAAAUUUUAAUCAAAUCAAAAAAAAAAAACUACUAUGUGUACCUUUGUUGUAUAAUCCAAGAUGACUGUGUCAUCUUUUCGUUUGAUAUAUUGUACAAAUUUCGAAAUUUUUCCUUAAGAAAAUAAAAUUUAUUAUUAUUUAUAUUGCCUUCUUUCGCUCACUUUAUUGCAUCGUAUUGUAAAUAUAUUAAAUUUAAUUUUAAAUAGAAUUGUUAAAUUGUGCAAUAACAUAUUUAGAAAAAAGAUUAAGCACAAUUAGAAUAACAAAUAGGAAUCAACGUCCGGCUGGAACAAUUAUUGUAAAUUUAUAAGAUAAUCACUGUUAAGUAUAAAAAUAAAGAAAAUGAAAAUCUGAUUUUAAAAAUGUU
This is a messenger RNA of Eupeodes corollae, 4129 nucleotides long. RefSeq names its product ankyrin repeat domain-containing protein 29. The transcript has 6 exons. Lineage: Eukaryota; Metazoa; Arthropoda; Insecta; Diptera; Syrphidae. Bases 2779 to 3690 code for a protein of 303 amino acids. The record is from RefSeq and is a predicted model, not a curated record. Gene Ontology annotation, molecular function: protein binding.